AUUAAGCAUGUCAGACAAAGCUGCUGCCGCUGCUCAGGCCAAAUCAAAGCACAGUCAUGCUGCCUCACAAGCACAGCCGGCGCCGCGCAAGGUGCGCUUCAACGUCGGCACCAACUACCAGGUGCUCGACGUAGUCGGCGAAGGAGCAUACGGUAUCGUCUGUUCCGCAGUCCACAAGCCCAGCGGCCGAAAGGUCGCCAUUAAGAAGAUUGCCCCCUUCGACCACUCAAUGUUCUGUCUGCGUACACUACGAGAGCUGAAGCUCCUCAAGUUCCUCAGCGAGGCGGGUGUCUCUGAGAACAUCAUCUCCAUCCUAGACAUCAUCAAACCACGAUCGAUAGAAGACUUCAAGGAGGUCUACCUGAUCCAAGAGCUCAUGGAAACCGACAUGCACCGUGUCAUCCGGACACAAGACCUCUCUGACGACCACGCUCAAUAUUUCAUUUACCAGACUCUGCGCGCGCUGAAGGCACUUCAUUCUGCAGAUGUCAUUCACCGAGAUCUUAAGCCCUCCAACCUGUUGCUAAACGCGAAUUGUGACCUGAAGGUCUGCGACUUUGGCUUGGCGCGAUCAGUUAAGACCGCUGAGCCGAGCGGCACGGAGACUGGUUUCAUGACCGAGUACGUAGCGACACGGUGGUACCGUGCGCCGGAGAUUAUGUUAACGUUCAAGCAAUACACAAAGGCAAUUGACAUCUGGUCGGUUGGUUGUAUCUUGGCUGAGAUGCUCUCGGGCAAACCACUCUUCCCUGGACGGGACUACCAUCACCAGCUCACCCUGAUCUUGGACGUGCUCGGCACACCUACCCUAGACGAAUUCUACGCGAUUACGACACGUCGAUCCCGAGAUUACAUCCGGGCACUGCCGUUCCGGAAGCGGAAGCCCUUCGCGACCAUUUUCCCUAACGCUAGCCCUCUGGCUGUGGAUUUCCUGACCAGGAGUUUGACAUUCGACCCGAAGAAGCGUAUCACGGUCGAAGAAGCCCUCGCUCACCCUUACCUUGAGGCAUAUCACGAUCCCGAUGAUGAGCCUUGCGCUCCUCCGCUUGACCCGGAAUUCUUCGAAUUCGAUCUCCACAAGGACGAUAUCAGCCGCGAGCAGCUCAAAGAGCUGCUAUACGAGGAAAUCAUGUCCUUCCGCCCGCCUCCCAUUGUGUAAACUUUCUCACUUCUCUGAGUGUAAUUUUCGUGUGCUAGUAUCUGGUUUUCGUUUUCUCUAUCAGCAUGUGUGGAUCUAUACGCUCUUCGGCCGGUAGCUACUCACAGGUUGAGUCGCUUAUGACUCGUAAAAC
This is a messenger RNA of Phanerochaete carnosa HHB-10118-sp, 1292 nucleotides long. RefSeq lists its product as uncharacterized. Gene Ontology annotation, molecular function: ATP binding; MAP kinase activity. The coding region runs from base 8 to 1159 and encodes 383 amino acids. The record is from RefSeq and is a predicted model, not a curated record. Gene Ontology annotation, cellular component: cytoplasm; nucleus. Lineage: Eukaryota; Fungi; Basidiomycota; Agaricomycetes; Polyporales; Phanerochaetaceae. The transcript has 7 exons. Gene Ontology annotation, biological process: protein phosphorylation; intracellular signal transduction.